AUGCGUCCCUCCGCCCUCCUCGCACCCCUCGCCUCCAUCCUCCUCACUGGCCCGAUCACCGCCGUCACAGCUCAAGACCUCGGCUCCCUCAUCUCAGAUGCUGCCUCCGCCGUGUCCAGCAUCGCGACCGUGAUCGGCAGCCAAACCACCAACGAACCGCUCAUCACGUCGGUAGCCUCGGAGAUUGUCUCGGCCGUGAGUUCGUUGACCACCGACCCCAGCCUGGCCAGCCAGUAUAGUAGUUUGGUGGACGGACUUUCCAGCCAAUGGGCAAGCGAGACCUCGAGUGGUGCUUCUGCUGUUGCUACGGAGAGUGCGGGCGCGGGUGCAAGCGCCAGUGACAGUGCGAGUGCCAGUGGGACAGAUGGCGGGAAUGCAGGAGGGAGGAUCGUCGUGCCGGGCUGGGCUGCCGCAGUGGUAGGGGCAGGGGUUGGGAUCGGAGUCGGUGCUGGUAUUUUGUUCUAA
Cladophialophora carrionii CBS 160.54 is the source of this 465-nucleotide messenger RNA. RefSeq lists its product as uncharacterized. The record is from RefSeq and is a predicted model, not a curated record. The transcript has a single exon. NCBI's taxonomy places the organism in Eukaryota, Fungi, Ascomycota, Eurotiomycetes, Chaetothyriales, Herpotrichiellaceae. Bases 1 to 465 code for a protein of 154 amino acids.